This is a messenger RNA of Drosophila hydei, 618 nucleotides long. RefSeq names its product cuticle protein 8 (gene Ccp84Ac). NCBI's taxonomy places the organism in Eukaryota, Metazoa, Arthropoda, Insecta, Diptera, Drosophilidae. Bases 1 to 618 code for a protein of 205 amino acids. The transcript is spliced from 2 exons. The record is from RefSeq and is a predicted model, not a curated record. Gene Ontology annotation, cellular component: extracellular matrix.
AUGGCUUUCACGUGCGUUCAGUUCGUCGCACUGGUCUCGCUCAUCGCUGCCGUAUCAGGUGGUCUCAUACCCGUGGAGCAGCACGAGCAGCCACAGCUUUACCACAGUGCUGCGCCACAGCCCCAGCAUGUGAUCUACCAGAAAUCUCAUGACCUCCAUGCACACGCCAAUGGCCAUGAGAUCUAUCCUGAUGAUCCUCAUCCCAAGUACAAUUUUGCUUACGAUGUGCAGGACGCUGUAUCUGGCGACUCCAAAAGACAGGUUGAGUCACGUGACGGCGACGUGGUGCAGGGCGAAUACUCCUUGGAUGAUGCCGAUGGCUUCCGUCGCACCGUGAAAUACACCGCCGACUCCGUCAAUGGCUUCAAUGCUGUCGUUCACCGCGAGCCCCUGGGCCACACUCAUCACAAGCUGAUUGUUGCAGCCCCCGCUGUGCCCGUUCAAUAUCAUCAGCCGGCUGCAACGGCGCCUGCUUAUGUGGCGCCUACUUAUGCUGCGCCCACUUACAACGUGCACCACGAUCACGAGCCUCAGCACCACCAGCACCAGGACCACUAUGCUGGCUACGACUCGCUGGCCCCAUCCAACCAUGUUGCUCACGAUUAUUAUCAUCACUAG